Adineta steineri is the source of this 6471-nucleotide messenger RNA. NCBI's taxonomy places the organism in Eukaryota, Metazoa, Rotifera, Eurotatoria, Adinetida, Adinetidae. The record is from the annotation of a GenBank genome assembly.
AUGACAUCUACGAAUGAUAAUGAAGAAUUUAAAUCUUUGUUGGACAAAAUUAUUCCUAUUAUUAAUAUCGAGUCUAAUCGAAUUCCAACAAAAACUGAUUCGAAUUUAAAUGUUGAUAUAGAUACAAUAUCAUGUAAUCGUUAUGAAGAACAACGUAUGGAAGAAUUAACAAAAAAUAUUGAAAAAUAUCUCAAUGAAUCUUUAUCAAAAUUAAAUAUUAAAUUUCAUCAAUUUCUAUUGAAUUGUCUUAUUGAAUAUCAUUAUGAUCAUGAGCAAUCUCAAUUCAAACAGAUUUUAACUAUUAAUCGUUUAGAACCAUUUCGUAAUGAUCUUCAAGGAAUUCGAGAUGCUCUUGAUGCAUUUUGUGCAGCAUGGAAUGGAAAUAAACAAUUAGUUGAAAUCUUUCUCGAAAAUUAUCCAACAUUUAAAGAUAAACCAGGACCAUGGGGAACAACACUUCUUUAUUCUGCUGCAAGAAAUGGUCGACUAGAUGUUGUUGAAUAUCUUCUUAAUACAUGUCAUUGUUCUGUUGAUGCUCAAAAUCGACAACAUAUUCAACGAGCUCUUCGAAUGGAUAGAAUUACCGCAGCGGAUUAUAAUGUUGAUCCAAGUGCUGGCUCGACUGCUUUACAUGGUGCAUGUCAUGGAGGAUAUUUAGAUAUCGUUAAAUAUCUUAUUGAUUAUGGUGCUAAUUGGUAUAUUCGAAAUCAAGCCGAAGAAACAUCAGUAAUGAAUGCGAAUAAAUGGCCACAUAUAAUUAAAUACUUUCAAAAUAUUUUUAAUCGUGGCUAUCUCGAAGAACAAAUAGCUUUACCUGAAUAUCCAGUAAUUGAAAUGAAUAAAAAUAACAAAAAAGAUUGUAUUUGGGAAUUUUUACCAUUUUGUGAUUACGAAACUUGGCUUCCUUAUGAUGAAUCUGAAAUGAUACAAUUGAAUAAGUUAAUGAUAGUUAAAGAUGAUGAACAAUUUCAAACUGAAUAUCAAUGGAAUAUUUCACAAACAAUUUCUAUGGUUCGUUUUCUUCAAUAUGGAGACAUUCUUGCAUGGGUUCGAUGUCGUGGUUCAUCGAUUCUUAAUUUUGAUUGUUUUUCAUUAUGGCAAAUAUUUUAUCUUAAACAUCCAAACGGAAAAUAUGAAAAAGAAGAACAUACGUCAAUGAAAAUAUUAGAUCUUUCAUUACUCGAUGAAAAUCAACUAGAUAUUCAAUUAAAUACUUGGUAUGAUUGUGAUGCGAAUACUAAUGAUCAACUCGAUGAUGCAAUGAAUAAUCGAAAAAAGUAUAUUACAUUUUCAGUCAUUGAUCAAUCUAUUAAAUUCGAUUUAAUGAAUUUUACAUUUAAUAAUGAAAAUGAAACAAUUUCAGGUUUUAUAAGAUGGAUUCCAAAAUUAGUAUCAAAUAAAGAACAUCGGAUUGUUCCGAUUGAUAAUUAUCAAGCUUCAUCAAAUAUUAAUCCAAUUCCAUUGACAACAGAACAUCGUAAAGCAGCUUUAAAAUCAACAUUCGAUUCUGAUGAUGAUAAUGAUGAAGUUCCAAUCGAUUAUGAUAUUGUCAAAGAUGAUAAACAAUCCGAUGAGGAAGUAUUCUUAUCUGAAGAUAAAAAUCAAAUAUCUGAAGAGCCAAUUCCAUCAGAUACGUUUGAUGAUGGAAUGGAAAUGACUAUUAAUCAGUGCAUCGAUGAUGGCCUAGCCAACGAAAAAGCAUCGGAGCAAUUAUCCGAUAUAAAAACAUCGAUAUUAGAAGAAGAAUUACGUAAGAGAAUCGAAGAAUUGGAAAAUAUUCUUAAAAUCGAAUCGAUAAAAAUGCAAACACAGUUGGAAACCCAGGAACGAAAACAGAUAAUGAAGCAAGAAGAAGCAGAAGAAACUAUUAAAGUAGCAUUUGAAAAUAUUAAAAAAUUAACAGAUGAAUUAAAUCCAUUGAAAGAACAAAAUAAAUUUAUAGAAAAAAUGAAACAAAAAAUUCAAAUUAUUGAAUAUAAUAGAAUUCCAGGAGAAGUUAUGCAUGAUUUUCUUUUUCCAAGAUAUCAUUACUUUGUUAAUCAAUUGAGAGUUACUGUUACAGGCAUUAAAGAAGAUGAUCUUAAUAAUAUUUUAACUAUAAAACCUCGAAAAAUAGAUGAUGAUUAUCAAUUAAUAAUUCAAGGUUUACCAGAACAUCAUGUAGCAUUCAAAGUAAUGCUUAAACGAGUAUUAGCUUUGUUCAAUUGUCAAACAUCAAGUAUAGAUUAUUAUGAACGACAUUCAAAUCGAAUAUUACGUUUAAUUAGUCAGACUUUAAUAAAUAUUGAUGUUCGAACAAAAAGUUGGAAAAAAUAUAGUGAAAUUCUCAAACGUUUACUACAUGAAAAGAUGAUUACCUAUAAAACAAAGUUUAAUCAUUAUAUUAAAUCCAACGCUACGUCAUUAACAGAACAAGCUAUUGAUGAUCCAUCAAUGUCACCAUCUGAUAAACUUCGUCAAAUUACAAAGAACUUUACUGAUGAAAAUUCAUUUAUGAAUGAAAUCGAAAAUUUGAAAUAUCAAGCAAUGGAAGAAUUUAUUCAACAAAAUAUUACUUCACAAUUUGUCCAUCUUAAUAAGAGACCUCGUCCAUCAUCAAUUCAAACUUUAAAUAUAUUUCUUGAUCGUAUUAAAAACCAGCUACAAACGAAUCCAAACUUUAUUGGUAAUGAGAUUACACAUUUCAAAUUAAUUCCUGAUUUAUUAAAACAAAUUUUACUUUAUUAUUCAUGUUUUCUAUUACAAUUACCUUUGUUUGAUGAAUCGACGAAACUUCUCGACAUGAUCGAUGCAAAUACAGUAACAACAAUUGAUACUGCAACAGGAUCGGGUAAAUCGACAUUGUUACCUGCUUUACUCAUUGCUGAAGGAUAUGAUAAAGUAUUAGUAACUCAACCUCGUCGUUAUCCUUGUACAUCUGUUUCAAAACGUGUUAAUGACACAAUCAAAACUGAUAUCAAUGGUGUAUCUGAAAAACUUGCAGGAUGGGCUAUCAGUGGUGAAGAAAGUAAUCCCAAUGCUCCAAUUGUUUAUGUAACUGAUGGUCUUCUUCGAGAAAGUCUUUUGAAUAAUACAAAUUUCAUAUCUAUUCAUACUGAAGUGAAAAAAGCUACAGUGUUUUUCAUUGAUGAAGUUCAUGAACGUUCAAUUAAUAUUGAUUUAUGUUUAGCUCUCUUAGCUCGAUUAUUAACUAUUGAACCGACGAUACGAACAAGAAUAAAAUUAAUUAUUUCUUCUGCAACAUUAAAUGAAUCUGUACCAAGAUUAUUUGAAAAUAUUUCUGCUAUUAAUGUAAAACAAUUUCAAUUACCACAAAUUCGUUUAUUACAUGAUGUCAAAAAAAUCCCUCGACCAAAAGAAAAUAUUUUAGAUGUUGUUCAAGAAUUAUUUAAAAAACGUCAACGACAUGAUCAAAUUUUAUGUUUUGUUAAUUCAGUCACUGAAGUUCAUCAAUGUUGCCGUUUAUUAGAACAGUUAACUCAAGGUACAAUUAAAGGAUAUCCGUUAAUUCAAAGUCAAUCAGCUGCCGAACAACGAUCAUACAUUGAACAUGGUAGUGUUUUCUUUUCUACAACGGUAGCUGAAACAUCAUUAACUUUUCCUUCAUUAAAAUAUGUUAUUGAUAGUGGAAUGAUUAAUAUACCUAUUUAUGAUUCAAAGACAAAACGAACUGUUUUAAAACAGGUUCGAGCUUCUGAAUCAACAAUUAAACAACGUCUUGGACGAUUGGGACGAACUCAAGAUGGAGAAUAUUAUGCUUUAUAUGAUUUUCAAGUUGAAGAACAACGCUUUCCAAUCCCACAAAUUUGCCAAUUGGAUUUAACUAACCAAGAAUUUAUUUUGAGACGAUCAGUAAUUGGACGUGGAUUACAUUAUAUGCAACACUUUUUACCUGAUAAGCCAGAUGCCGAUGCUCUUGACGCCACUGUAAAAGAACUCGUUCGACUCAAUGUGUUAGAAAAAGCAUUAACAGAUGAACGAUUUACUUCACAUGGUCAAGCUCUGGCACAGCUUCCUGAUUUUGGUUCAAUAGCAAUGUCAAAAGCAGUUUUAGCGGCUCUCACUCAAUAUCAUUGUGGCCGUGAUCUUAUCUGUCUUUCAUCGAUGUUAGGUGUUUUAAAUACAGCAUCUAUAUUGAAAGAUAUUCCAUCGGUUAUGAAAAGUUCUGAUGGUGAUUUUAUGACUCUAUUGAAUGUAAUGAAUGAACUUCUAUUGAUCAAACAAUCAACUGCAGCACAAAAGUUUGAUUUGCAAAUCGUUUGUCAAGAAAAAGGAUUAGAACGAAUUCGACAUGUUAUAAAACAGGCUUUGAGAAGAUAUGACAAUUUAGAAAAAAUCUUUAAUACUUCGAAUCAAUUUCGUCAACAAUCACAGACUCGAUCGGGUAAUUGGAAAUUUAUUGCCAAAUCUUUAUUAGAAGGAUAUGGAGAUAAUGUAUUUGUAUCAAUGAAAGAAAUUCAAGAUCGAACUCAUCGAUUUGCUCGAUAUAGAGAUACAAAAGAUAUUGCUAUACUUGAUUUACAAUCAACUUUAACACGACCAAUAAGUCAAGCACCAGUACGUUUAGUUUUAUCACGAGAUGUACUUUAUACUUCAGCUGCUCGUUUAACAUCAAUUAUUUCUUUUGUUGGUGAACUCAAACCAUCAUGGAUCGAACAUCAUUUAGAACGGUAUUUUAUUUUGACCAACGAAGAGAAAGAUCAUUUAGAAAGUCAUCACGUUCUCACAAAAAUCCGAACGGCUAUCACUACUGUUGCCAACUGGAUACAAAAUAAACCUGCAUACGUCUUAAAGAACCAAACAGGAAUUGUUUUCAAUGAUGAACUUCAAUUACGUAAAGAAUUAAUUACAACUAAAACCUUUGAAUUAGAAAACAAAUGUAAAGUAGGAACUACUGAAUAUGAUAAUCUAUCUCGAAAUCUUGAAAGUGUGACCAAAAUGGUUUACAUUUUUCAACCAAUGCGAUGGCGAUGGGAAGCAGAGAAACAAAUGAAAAUCACUGUUGACAAUAAUGCAGCCGGAAAGACUUGUGUAGUAAAGGUCGAAGGACGACUUUCUGAACAAGAAAAUGUAAAAAAAGAAUUUGAUUCGUUUGCAUAUUGGUUGAAAUGGUGUGUGGUUAUUCGUCAUCCAAAUUCAGGAGUCUUACCCCGUUUACUUCAUCCUCGAUUACGUAAGAAAUACCCACAUAUUGAGAAAAAUAUCGCACGUAUCACCGAUGUUGAUCGAACUUUGGUCGAUCUCUACAAAGCAGUAAAGGGCAAACAUGCUACAAGGGAAUCACGUAUGGAAGUAGUAGCAUGGAUCGCUGUUUGUGAAUUUCAUUGUAAACUAGAAGGUGGUUUCGUUCGAGAUUGGGUCGUUCGACAUAAAGCGAAUGUACCAGCGAAUUUAAAGAAUAAUCCAAUGGCAUGGAUCGAAUAUCGAACUAAUAAAGAAGGCCAAAAUAUUCCGGGUAUUACGAAAGGUAUCGUUCCGUCAGAUUUAGAUUGCCAUCUACCUUUGCAUCAGUAUUUCGAUAUUGAAAAAUUUCAAGAUCGAUUACACAAAUUCGAUAUUGUUUGUAGCGUAUUUCGUGAGAACUGGAGAUACAUCGUACUAAUUGAUGAGAAUGCACCAACCGGUCCGUUUACUAUGGAUCUUAUCGAACCUCAUGUAGCAUUGACCCAUGAUCGUAUUGAUCUUGAUGUAAGUAAUCUUUCAUUAGAACGAAAUUAUCCACGAGAACUUGGUAUGCGUAUCGAUGUGACUGAAUCGCCUUACUCGAUUGAAGUAGAAUCAAUUGUGGAAAACACCAUGGAAGGACGCUUUCGAGUUCUUCGUCCGAUUGAUGCAUUUGUGAGAGAUCGUAUCGACAAAAUGGUUCAACGUGGAUGGAAACAACAAGGCGAGCCGAUCAAUGUCAAUCCAUCACCACCACCACGAUGUUAUUCAAUUCUUGUACCACUUCCAAAUACAUCACCAUUAUACCAAUCAUUAGAAAAUGAAAUGAAAAAGAUUAAUCAAUCUAUUAAAAUUAUUGCCAUCGAAGAAGUGAAAAAUCCUCUUCUCGAAAGCACCUACGAAGCAAUCAAGAAGAUGAUCGCUAAAGAAUGUUCCGGUUCGAAUCCAAAUGAACGAAAAUUAUUCCAUGGUACUAGAACAGAUGGUAUGAGAGGUAUAGUAGAAAAUGGCUUUGACGAUCGUUUUUUUGAUCCGGAUGGAGCAUGGGGUGCUGGGGCUUAUUUUGCUGAUCAUCCUCUUAAAUCUCAUGGUUACACCGCUGCAGAGGGAAAUGAUAAAACACGUGUGAUGUUCUAUAACAAGGUCACAUUGGGUAAAGAAUCUAUACAAGGGCAAAUUAAUAAUAAAUUGGUUGCAGCACCGAAAGACUUUCAUUCUGUGAGGGGAACUUGUUUUCCUUACACUGAAUACAUUGUCUAUCGUUUUGGUCAAGCUUUGCCAUAUCUCAGAAUUACCUACAAAGUUUAG